CCAGUAGCGGCGGAGCAGCCCAGCGGCAGCCCCAGCAGCGGCCCAGACCCGGCUCGGCUCGGCCCGCCCGCGCAGCUAAGCCGGCCCGGGACGAUGGCGUUCCGGCGGCAGGAGCAGGCGCUGUCAGAGGAGCAGGGCGCCCUGGAGGCGGAGGAGCCGGCCGAGGAGGAGGAGGAGGAGGGGGGCGGCGGCGGCGGCGGCGGCCGGGCAGCGUCGGGGGCCCGCGAGAGGCGGCCGGGGCCGGCGGCGGUGUCCGACUUCACGCCCCCCGACGGCGGCUUCGGCUGGGUGGUGGUGCUGGCGGCCACCUGGUGCCACGGCUCCAUCUUCGGCAUCCACAACAACUUCGGGAUUCUCUACGUCCUGCUGCUGCGUGAGGUCGGCGACGCCGAGCAGGACCAAACGCUGGAGUUCCGCACAGCCUUGGUUGGAUCCAUCGGCAUGGGGAUGGUUUUCUUCUGCUCUCCCAUCGUCAGCAUCUUCACCGAUCGGAUCGGAUGCCGGACCACGGCUGCCUCGGGAGCCGCCAUCGCUUUCAUCGGCCUCCUCUCCAGUUCCUUCACCAAGUCCUUGGAGGUCCGCUACUUCACCUAUGGAAUCCUCUUUGGUUGUGGCAGCUCCUUCGCCUUCCACCCCACCCUGGUCAUUCUGGGCCACUAUUUCAAGCAACGCCUCGGUCUGGCCAACGGACUGGUGACCACUGGCAGCUGCCUCUUCUCCGUGGGCAUCUCGUUCCUCCUGAAAGUCAUGGGAAAAACCUUUGAGCUGGCUCGCGCUUUCCAGAUGCUGAGCGCCUUCCUGCUGGUCCAGAUCUUCUUGUCCCUGACUUUCCGCCCGAUGUUGCCCUCGGUCUCAAGUCCUCGAGAGAGGGAGAUCAAACUGGACACCCGGAGCUGGAUGCAGCAAUGCAUGGCACAGAUGCGGAAAUAUUUCAACUUGCGAGUCUUCAGGAGAAAGACGUACCGAGUGUGGGCCUUUGGCAUAGCUACAGCCAUCCUGGGAUACUUUGUCCCUUACCUGCACCUGGUGAAGUUCGUAGAAGAGAAAUUCAACGAAAAGGAAAAAUCCUGGAUUGUGCUCGCUUGCAUAGGAGCCAUGUCAGGAGUUGGGCGGCUGGUCUCCGGACCCAUCAGUGAUCUCAUCCCUGGGUUGAAGAAGAUCUAUUUGCAGGUUGCGUCCUUCAUCACCUUGGGUAUCAUGUGCAUGAUGUUGCUACAGUGCCAAGCAUUUUCAGGGGUGAUUGUUGUCUGCCUCUUCCUUGGACUCUGUGAAGGACUCUUCAUCACCAUUAUGGCCCCCAUUGCCUUUGAGCUGGUUGGGCCCAUGGAAGCUUCUCAAGCCAUUGGCUAUCUCUUAGGACUCAUGGCCAUUCCCAUGUCAGCUGGGCCACCAAUUGCAGGACUCCUUCAUGAUCAUUUUGGAAAUUACCAGCUUGCCUUCUACUUUGCUGGAGUUCCUCCAAUAAUUGGAGGUCUCAUUCUUGCGUGUGUUCCCUUCAUCCAUUGGUGUCAGCUCAAGAAGAAGCCACUGGAUUCGGGGAAAGACAAGAUGUUGGGGUCAGAGAUGGUCGCAAACGGAGAGCUCCUCCCAGGUUCUCCAGCCACAGACGGAGCUACGGUGUAAACUCUGGCUCGGUCGCCCAUCCUGUCACCAGCUGCAUUUUCUGACCCCAACCCCCAUCUCAGCCGAGAUCUUUCAAAAGAAGGACUUCACCUCUUGUGCGAUACCGGAAAACCACUCUGUUGGUCGGUCCUGAUCAAAUUCUUGGCUUUCGAGUUGAAUUUGAGUUUCCUUCGCCUCUUUCUUUCCUACCGAAUGUUCUCAUUGUCCCCACAUUUAUGUCCCAGGGCUGGAAAAGCUUUUGUUUUUUUUCCCCAGUUAGCACAUUAGUGGAUAAUGCAUAGAUGACUGUGAUAGCGUUUUAAUCGAUUGUGUUGGACCAC
This is a messenger RNA of Notechis scutatus (mainland tiger snake), 1943 nucleotides long. It is a transcript of the gene SLC16A2, whose product is annotated as solute carrier family 16 member 2. Gene Ontology annotation, biological process: transmembrane transport. NCBI's taxonomy places the organism in Eukaryota, Metazoa, Chordata, Lepidosauria, Squamata, Elapidae. The record is from RefSeq and is a predicted model, not a curated record. Gene Ontology annotation, molecular function: thyroid hormone transmembrane transporter activity.